CCUUUGAUUCCAUUCAUUGGUUCUACCGCCCGUCCGUCCGUCCGUCCGUCCGACCCACUCACUCACACGCAAGGCAUCCACUUACACGCACUCAUACGUACAUACCGUUCACACAGACACACGCAUUGCAUUCCACGCGCAUCGCAAUGGCAUGAAUGGGAUGGGAUGGGAUGGGAUGUGGCGACACUCAGUCAGUAGUGUGGGGACCCAUGUGCUGCACUCCCAACGCCACACCACAGCACGCCGCAGCAGAUGUAUGACACCCCCACAGCCAUCAGCUACGAAAACGAGAGAGAGAGAGAGAGAGAGAGAGAGGCAGGCGAGGCGCAACGACCAAGUGGGCGUUGGGCAGGGGGUGAGUGCACAGCCGUGGAGGGCUCAGACAUGCCAGGGAGAGAGAAAGUGUGUGUGUGCGUGUGUGUGUGUGCGGUCAGGACGGAACUGACAGACACGACGACCAGGCAGGACAAGAGAAGAGAGGCCUCCCACCCACCCACCGGCCCGAAUGAGUGUACGCGUGCAUUGAUCGCAAUUUACCCACCCUCCUCACUCACGCAGGCGUCAUGCAGACGUGUCUGCCACCCCAGCUGGUAGGUAGGGGAACUGGGCGAUGCGUGUACGCCAGCGAGAGAGAAUUGUGGUGCCAGCUAAGAUAAGUAAGAGGGCCCAAAACUGGCUGGCUUGCCAGAGCAGAGGGAGAGGGAGAGGGAGGGUGAGAGUGGGCCAAAAGAGACAGAGAGAGAGCCAGCAAGGAAAGGGCUGCAGUGCACCAGCAUACAUACAUACAUUCAUGAGCCGAUCGGAGUAGGUCAUGCAUGCCUUUGUUUCUUUCUUUCUGUCUAUCCGCUGCUCUGGGGCGGGGCGGGGUGGGGUGGGUUGAGUCGGGGUAGCUGGCUUAGCUAACGUCCUCUGUCUGUGUGUGCGAUGGAUGCACGUGUGUGUGGGUGUGGGUGUGGGAGUGGGGUGAGUGUGGGUGGCAUGACAUGGCAUGGAUGCAUGGUGGCAUAAUAUCCCUCCCCCCCAAACCCCCACAGCUCCCCUUUCUCCUACGUAAUUCCCUCUCUCUCUCUCUGCGUGGCAUCCAUGUGCCCGCCAGCCACAGGGAGGCAGGCAGGCAGGCAGUCUCUACAAGACAGAGGUCAUCAGCAAUCUCUCUCUCCCCUCUCUUAUCUCAUGUGUGUGCGACUAGAGGCUGUAGUGUGUGAAUCCAGGCCACAGGCCACAUGCCACACGCAAUGGCAUGCAAUCCAAUAAGGGGUAGAGGAAGGGACUAUACACACACACACACACAAACAGGCAGGCAGGCAGGCAGGCAGACGGCCAGGCGGGCAGACGUUCGAUUAAUUUGCCAUCCAUCCAUCCCUCUAUGCCACAGCCAAUGCUAAGCGGCAUCCAUCCAUCCAUCCAGACAUGUAAUGUAUGGGAAUGGGAAUGCGAUGACCGGGGGGUGGGCUGGAGGCAGGCCGGUCCUCUUCUCUCUCUCUAUAUCUCUCCUUCUGCCCUCCCCUUCUCAAUGAAUUCGCAGCACACGGACGGCAGCCAAGCCAGGAGGCAGGCCAUGUAAUCGGGCCAGACAGACAGACAGACAGACAGGUAAGGAAGAGGGCAGCCCACUCACUCACAAAUGCAGUAUGUAUGUACGGAUCUCAUGCAGCAGAGAGAGGCACGCCCCCCACACACAUCCAUCCAUCCACCCACCCAUGGCUGGCUAACUGGGCUGUGGUGGGGGCUGUGGGUGUGUAAUGUGCCCGCCGAGCGAGCAGCGCAUCCAUCUCUGUCUGCCCCUGUCUGUCUGUCUGCUACUGGCCGGCACCUCUGUGUGCACAAUAAGUCCGCACAGGCAUCCACACACAUACGCAUUGCACUGCACUGGGGAUGGGUACGUGUGUGUGUGUGUGUGUGUGUGGGCAUCUCGUGGCAUGGCUACCCCCGCCCGCCUUAAUUGGUAUGGUCAGAUAGAUGGGGAUGGGUCUGCGGAUGUGUGUGUGUGUGUGUGGGGGGGGAUGUAGGGGUGUGUGUGGCCCGCCCGCCCGCCCGCCCAUCGAUCCAUCGUCUGUCUGUCCGUCAUGAGUAGUCGGGAUCGGGCACGUAGUACUGACCCAGGUACCUAUCUCACACACACACAUGGACAGAACGUCUCACGUGCUGCGUGAGGCAUUGUCGAGUGCGUAUGCGUGUGUCCCUAUAGUUAGUACCUGGUGCGGUCGACGUGUCUGUUGUCGUCGAUGCGCAUGAUGUGGUUCUGGAGGCCGAACAACUUGAACAGGGCGUCUUGCAACACCGGGAACGUGCAGUACGAUCGCACCUUAGUUAACACACACAUAUCCACACACACACACACACAUACAGCAUCGGCCUCCCUCCUGCCCCUCUCCAUCCAUCCAUCCAUCCAUCUGUCUGUGUGUGUGGCUCACGAGGUGUUCGUGCCAUAUUUUGAUGGGGCAGGUCUCGUCCUGCAGCCAGCAGUGCGCCAGGUAGAUCUGCAGCACGCACACGUGGGCACGCUCCUUCUGGUCCGUCACCGACAACUUCGAAAACCUUCACAAAGACAGACCACCCCACACAGACAGAGAGAAGGGCACACACACAGGCACAAACAUGGACUUGUUGAAGAAAUGGAUGGAUGGAUGGAUGGAUCUCUGUAUGUGUGUGUGUUUGAGAGCCUUACGUGUCCUCGAGCUGCACCGAUGCCAUGGCGAGGAUCAGCACAAUGUCCCACGCCUCGUACUUGCACCUGCACACCACACAUCCCAUCACACAAGACAUCCAUCCAUCCAUCGCCCCCCUUGCGUUGGUUGCCUGCUUAUUGCCUACCUGUGCAGCAUUUCCAUGGUUUUGAGUAUGAUUUUGGGUCCCAGCCCCUCCCGCUCCAGCCCCGCCAACACGCAGAACCGCUGGGCGAUGCCCACGUCGGCAGACCGGUACGCAUACUUGCCAUUGCGACGCCGAAACUCGUCAACCAGCGCCUCGCUAUUGGGCGUCGACACGCCCGUCGACACGCCCGAUGACGGUGGACCAUCCGACAAACUCCCAACCGAACCGCCGUGGCCGGUGGCACCACCUACUCCUCCCACUCCCACUCCCCCGCCCACACCCCCACCCCCGCCAACACUGCCGCUGGGCGACACGUACUCGAACCCCGAGAUCCCUCCGAUAUCGCUGCCGCUCCCGCCGCUGAAUGAGGUCGCCGUGCUGGCGGCCGAACACACCACACUCUUGCUCUGGGCGGCGUGCUGCUUCAGCGGGGUCUCGUAGGUGGCAGAAGUGGCGCUGCUGCUGCUGGUGGUAGUGGUUGUGAUGUGUGUGGGUCGGCAGGUGACGUGCGAAUGGUCGUUGUCAUGGGCAGAUCCGCCCGUGCCGCUGCCGGCGAGUAUCAUGCUGGACUUGAUGCGGCCCGGGUAGAUGAGCUGCUGCUGGUACGAUGGGCCGUACGCCGACGCCAUGCCAUGAUCUGUUGAUGCCGUCAUCGUGUCGAGGAAACGUGUGCUAGAUUCGAGCGCUGGAUG
Vitrella brassicaformis is the source of this 3506-nucleotide messenger RNA. NCBI's taxonomy places the organism in Eukaryota, Vitrellaceae. The record is from the annotation of a GenBank genome assembly.